AGCUCAUGAAACAUGGGACCAACACUUUACAUGUUGCCUUUAUAUUUUUGUUCAGUAUAAAAAAAAGUAUUUGUCUGUUUAUCUUCUAGAUGUUGGAGUACACCUAGACACACGUUGCCCAUCCUGUUAAUGAGGUGUGAAAAGCCCAGAUGUAACAAUCUCCUUUCAUUCCUUCAUUAGAGAGAUCACAUCAAACUGAUAAUUGUUGUCGUGCCCAUCUAAAGAGCCAUUUCCCACAAAAGAAAAUCUAAUUAUUUUUCAUUCUGUUACACGUUAUCCGUCUAUUUCACCUUAUUGGCACCUCGGUGACAACGAACGACGUCCUUCGGGAAAGUCACAUUUUAGCACUUGAGUUUUCUUUGAACUUUCGCUUCAGCUGUGAACUCAUAAACCACAGAGAGCUGCGUCCAUAUAAAACGGUUUCUCAAGCCGCUUUUCAGAAUUUGCUCUCCACGGAGCUGCCCGAAUAGCCUAUCAUUGAGGUCACCGUAUGGAGAGCGUGUCUGAGGAUAUUGCUAACAUGGAUUGUGACAUUGAAGUUGUUACCUCAAAAAUGCUCUCUGAAUGGGAUUGGAAGACGCAGGAAAGGGCUUUUGGGAACGGGCAUGAUUCUCUUGAAUCCACAUCACCAGAAUCAUCAUUCGAUUCAAUGUGCUCUUCGCCCGAGAUGUCCUCCAGCUCAACUGGGCAUCAGAGCUUCGGAAAUGUAUCCUAUGGCUUAACAGGACACAGCCCAACCCCGUGCGCAACGUUGAAACAAACCAAACCGAAGAUGUCGACCAAGAGACGCAUGAAGGCGAGCGAGAGGGAGAAGAUGCGAAUGAGGAGCCUAGCAGAAGCUUUGCACCAGCUCCGCGACUACCUGCCUCCAGAUUACAGUAAAAGGGGACAACCUCUGACCAAAAUUCAAACUCUCAAAUACACCAUUGAGUAUAUAAAUGAACUUUCGGACAUCCUCAACCACGCGUAAUGAUGUGCUAAAAGAUGGCCACGUUUUAAAUGAUGCGUAACGGGGCCAAACUAUUUGGUAUUAGGUGUAGACCAUUGUCAAACAUUUUGUGUUUGGAAAACUAUUUUUGGUUUGUUCAUUUUGAUAUUGGUGCAUUGUGGAUGAUAAGUUAAUUUCUCAUAUUGUAUUUAGAAUUAUUCUGCCCCUCAUCUGAUGUAAAUAAUUGUUAUUCUGUGGGGACUUGACUUGACCAUGUAAUUUUCUUGUAUGUGAAUAGGCUAUUCUUGUUUUACAUUAUUGACAUGAAUUAAACAAACAUUAUAAACAAAA
Molecule: messenger RNA, 1279 nt
Organism: Salvelinus sp. IW2-2015
Lineage: Eukaryota; Metazoa; Chordata; Actinopteri; Salmoniformes; Salmonidae
Gene: msgn1
Product: mesogenin 1
Biological process (GO): mesoderm formation; regulation of transcription by RNA polymerase II
Cellular component (GO): nucleus
Molecular function (GO): protein dimerization activity; RNA polymerase II cis-regulatory region sequence-specific DNA binding; DNA-binding transcription factor activity, RNA polymerase II-specific
Source: RefSeq, a predicted model, not a curated record